This is a messenger RNA of Prunus mume (Japanese apricot), 1861 nucleotides long. The record is from RefSeq and is a predicted model, not a curated record. Lineage: Eukaryota; Viridiplantae; Streptophyta; Magnoliopsida; Rosales; Rosaceae.
UUCACUGAAAGAAACGGCGGCAAAAGCACCAGAAGGAAGAAGUAGAAAGCCACCAUAACUCUAAAUACUGCAUCUGCUCCACUUUAACAAAUACGGCGGUCUCUUCUUCUCGACUGCGUCUGCAGCUCCACGAGGUUUUCAUAGUGAAACGGGGCAAGAGACAAUGAAGCUGGACGUGAACAUGUUGAGAUACCUCUCAAAAGAGGAUUUUAGGGUUCUAACUGCUGUGGAAAUGGGAAUGAGAAAUCAUGAAAUUGUACCCUGUGAGCUGGUGGAGCGCAUAGCUUCGCUCAAGCAUGGAGGAACUUAUAAAGUUCUGAAGAAUCUGCUCAAGCAUAAGCUCUUGCAUCAUGACUCGUCUAAAUAUGAUGGGUUUCGGCUCACCUACCUUGGUUAUGAUUUUCUUGCAAUCAAAACUUUGGUCAACCAAUCCUAUUAUUAUCCAUUGUCAUUAUUCUUCAUAGAAGUUCAUUUUUGUUUUUAAAAAGAUAUCUUUGAGGUGGCCACGGAAGAUGGUACCGUGAUGGCAAUGAAGUUACACAGACUUGGUAGAGUUUCUUUCAGAGCUGUUAAAUCGAAGCGUGAUUACUUAAAACAUCGUAGCAGUUUUAGUUGGCUCUACUUGUCCCGCCUUGCUGCACUCAAAGAAUUUGCUUUUAUGAAGGCCUUAGAAGAGCAUGGUUUUCCUGUUCCUAAUGCUGUGGAUUGUAACAGGCAUUGUGUCAUUAUGUCACUAGUACAAGGCUACCCAUUCGUGCAGGUGAAGCAAUUGCAAAAUCCAGAGGUGGUUUUUGAAACAAUCAUUGGACUUGUUGUUCGCCUUGCCGAACAUGGUUUAAUUCACUGUGACUUCAAUGAAUUUAACAUCAUGAUUGAUGACGACGAGAAGGUCACCAUGAUUGAUUUUCCACAAAUGGUAUCUGUAUCACAUCAUAAUGCACAGAUGUACUUUGACCGUGAUGUUGAAUGUGUAUUUAAGUUUUUCAGAAAGAGGUUCAACAUGUCUUUUCAAGAAUGCACAGAUGAUAUUGAUGGAACAGAGGUAGACACAGAUGGAGGUGGUAGGCCUUGUUUUUCUUCAAUAGCCAAGGAUGCUGUUUUUCUGGACAAGGAACUUGCUGCUAGUGGGUUUACUAAGAAGGAUCAGGAAGUUGUUGAGAAGUUCAUUGAAGGAGGUCUGGAGAAGGAUGCUAGUUCUGAUGAUGAAGGUAUUGGAGAUGGCACGCACAUCUCUGAGGAGGAUGCUAGUUCUGAUGAUGAAGAUUCCGAAGAUGCCACACACAUCUCUGUGUUAAAUGAAGCGAACAUAAAGGGUGUUGAUUCAUUGCAUUUGCUAGAUCAGGGUCAGACUUUAAAUUUAAAGCAUGAAGAGGAAGGAGUAGAGAACAAUCUAAGAAACUGUGAAGUAGGUCCAAGCAGUAAACCUGAAUCUCAAGAUGUGAGUGACAAGGAGGGAGAUGAUGAGGCUGCAAAUGACAAUGAUGCGGAGCUGGAAAAGCGCUUGAGCAAGGUGAGACGACGUGCCGUAACAGCAGCUCGUGGAAGACGGAAGAAUCUUGCCUCCAGAAAUACCUACAAAGACAAGGGCGGUAGAUCCUCUCAGAGUUCCAAAGUCCAGAGCCAAUUAGGCAGCUGGUAGAAUAUGUGAAGUCCCACCGCAAAAACCAAGAUGUCUCCAUAAUCAAUUGGAGUUGGGUGCAUACCAAAGAGAGGCUGGCAGCAUCAUAUGAAAUUUUGUUCUCUUAGUAGUCUUCAGUGGUGCCCAAGGUCCAAAAUAAUAACAUUAUGAAAUCCUUGUUAUAGUGGCUAUGGCACGCGUCUAUUCAUGUAAAGUACAAUGUGAAAUCUUUCUUUGGUUUUA